AUGCCCGAACAGCAGCAAAGCUUGUCAGUCAUCGAAAGGAGCCUCCCCAACGGUGUCAGGUACGACCUCAGCUCGCCCGGCCACGUCACCAUUUCCCUUCCUCCCACAUCGACUUGGUCCAGCGGCCUUCACUGGCACGAAACGCACACCGAGUACCUCAAGGUCGUGCAGGGGAGCAUCAAGGUGCGCGUAGGCUCGGCCCGCCGCAUCAUCACCGCGUCAGCGACCAGCCAGCCCGAAGUCAGGGUCGACAAGUUCGUCUGGCACGAAUGGCAGCGCGCUGAGCCGGGUGGCGAGGAGGUGGUUGUCGUCGAGCGGACGGACCCGGCCGAUGCCGAAAAGGCCCUUUUCUUCUGGAACCUCAACGGGGUGGUUCUCAGCGCGCCCAAGCUGCUGAGCACGCAUCAGUACUUGUCCCGCUUGCCGGAAACCAUGGCCCAGUUGCUGCUGACGCUCUGGGUCGAGCUGAAUCUCAUGGUCAUCUUUGCGCACCUGGACAACAUACCCGUCUAUGUGAACCUGCCCAGCUACAAGAGCCUGCGAAGAAGGAAUCUUGUCUCGGUUCAGACGCUGGCCAUGGGAGACUGGGUGAUAUCGCACUUUGUUCUGUCCAUGGCGGCGUUGCUGGGAUGGCUCGUCGGUGUUCACCCAGUUGAUCAGAGGUAUACGCCGGAAAGGGAAUACGCCCUCUGGACGACGGCGGGUGACGACUACGAAAAGGAUCAAACUUAG
Messenger RNA from Ustilaginoidea virens, 732 nucleotides. RefSeq lists its product as uncharacterized. The record is from RefSeq and is a predicted model, not a curated record. Bases 1 to 732 code for a protein of 243 amino acids. The transcript has a single exon. NCBI's taxonomy places the organism in Eukaryota, Fungi, Ascomycota, Sordariomycetes, Hypocreales, Clavicipitaceae.